Molecule: messenger RNA, 2118 nt
Organism: Emys orbicularis (European pond turtle)
Lineage: Eukaryota; Metazoa; Chordata; Testudines; Emydidae
Product: zinc finger protein 850-like
Exons: 4
Coding region: 1-2118 (705 amino acids)
Biological process (GO): regulation of DNA-templated transcription
Source: RefSeq, a predicted model, not a curated record
AUGCCGGUGACCUUCGAGGAGGUGGCUGUGUAUUUUACCCAGGGGCAGGGGGCUCUCCUGGACCCCGCUCAGAGAGCCCUCUACAGGGACGUCAUGCAGGAGAACUACGAGACAGUGACCUCGCUGGGAUUCCCCUUUCCCCAACCUGAGCUGAUCGCCCGGCUGGAACGAGGGGAAGAGCCGUGGGUGCCCGAUCUCCAGGCCUGCAAGGAAAGAAGGCUUCCGAGAUGCACCCAUACAGGUGCUGAGCGAGGGAGUGAGAAUGAGGAGGGGAAACAUCAUGAAGAAGUUCCCGGGGAAGUGGAACCACAGGGGACCUUUGUGGGAAGAGCUGAAGGGAAUUUUUCCCAGUGCUUGGAGCAGGCAGAAGCCUGGAGAAGUUGGCAAAGACAUCAGGCAAUCCACACAGGAGAGAAACCCCACAAGUGCUUGGACUGUGGAAAAAGUUUCACACAGAGGUCACAACUACUUCGUCAUCAGGCAUUACACACAGGAGAGAGACCCCACAAGUGCUUGGACUGUGGGAAAAGUUUCAUACAAGCGUCAGACCUUGUUAGACAUCAGGCAAUCCACACAGGAGAGAAACCCCACAAGUGCUUGGACUGUGGAAAAAGUUUCAUACAAGGGUCAGACCUUGUUAAACAUCAGGCAUUACACACAGGAGAAAGACCACACAAGUGCUUGGACUGUGGGAAAAGUUUCACACAGAGGUCAAACCUACUUCAUCAUCAGGCAUUACACACAGGAGAGAGACCACAUAAGUGCCUGGACUGUGGGAAAAGUUUCACACAGAGGUCACACCUAAUUCAUCAUCAGGCAGUCCACACCCGAGAGAGACCCCACAAGUGCUUGGACUGUGGGAAAAGUUUCAUAAGAAGGUCACACCUACUUUGUCAUCAGGCAUUACACACAGGAGAGAGACCCCACAAGUGCUUGGACUGUGGGAAAACUUUCAUACAGAGGUCAGACCUUGUUAAACAUCAGGCAUUCCACACAGGAGAAAGACCGCACAAGUGCCUGGACUGUGGGAAAAGUUUCAUAAGAAGGUCAGACCUUGUUCAACAUCAGGCUAUCCACACAGGAGAGAAACCCCACAAGUGCUUGGACUGUGGGAAAAGUUUCACACACAGGUCAAACCUACUUCAUCAUCAGGCAUUACAUACAGGAGAGAGACCACACAAGUGCCUGGACUGUGGGAAAAGUUUCAUACAGAGGUCACACCUUGUUCAACAUCAGGCUAUCCACACAGGAGAGAAACCCCACAAGUGCUUGGACUGUGGGAAAAGUUUCACACAGAGGUCAAACCUACUUCAUCAUCAGGCAUUACACACACGAGAGAGACCCCACAAGUGCUUGGACUGUGAGAAAAGUUUCAUAAGAAGGUCACACCUUGUUCAACAUCAGGCUAUCCACACAGGAGAGAAACCCCACAAGUGCUUGGACUGUGGGAAAAGUUUCACACACAGGUCAAACCUACUUCAUCAUGAGGCAUUACACACAGGAGAGAGACCACACAAGUGCUUGGACUGUGGGAAAAGUUUCAUACAGAGGUCACACCUAAUUCAUCAUCAGGCAAUCCACACAGGAGAGAGACCCCACAAGUGCUUGGACUGUGGGAAAAGUUUCACACAGAGGUCAAACUUACUUCGUCAUCAGGCAUUACACACAGUAGAGAGACCCCACAAGUGCUUGGACUGUGGGAAAAGUUUCAUACAGAGGUCACAACUUGUUCAACAUCAGGCUAUCCACACAGGAGAGAAACCCCACAAGUGCUUGGACUGUGGGAAAAGUUUCACACACAGGUCAAACCUACUUCAUCAUCAGGCAUUACACACAGGAGAGAGACCACACAAGUGCUUGGACUGUGGGAAAGGUUUCAUACAGAGGUCAGAGCUAAUUCAUCAUCAGGCAAUCCACACAGGAGAGAGACCCCACAAGUGCUUGGACUGUGGGAAAAGUUUCAUUAGAAGGUCACACCUAGUUCGUCAUCAGGCAAUCCACACAGGAGAGAGACCCCACAAGUGCUUGGACUGUGGGAAAAGUUUCAUACAAAGGUCAGACCUUGUUAAUCAUGAGGCAAUCCACACAGGAGAAAGACCUCACAAGUGCUUGGACUGA